Messenger RNA from Mizuhopecten yessoensis (Yesso scallop), 2179 nucleotides. RefSeq lists its product as uncharacterized. The transcript is spliced from 7 exons. Lineage: Eukaryota; Metazoa; Mollusca; Bivalvia; Pectinida; Pectinidae. Bases 276 to 1235 code for a protein of 319 amino acids. The record is from RefSeq and is a predicted model, not a curated record.
UGUUGUACAAAAACAGGAAGGAAAGACCACGUUAAGUUUGAAAGUUGUUUCUGUGGAGCUCGAUUGAGUCUUCAAGACAGUUCAGUGCAGGGUGAUAACUCUCCCAUGUUAUCUGAUGUUAGCGGAGUAAAUACGUACAUAUCAACCUUAGAUUAUCAAGUGAUAGCGAUUGUUUACAGACCUGGUGAUCUUAAAGUAAACAUACACCUACUAUUAUACGUCAGCUAUUGAUCAAUACUGACAAAAACGGAAACUAAACUUGAUUCGGAGUAAGGAUGAAGCAAAGCAGUUGUUUUCUGCUGUGUCUUGUCUAUCUUGCAAGCAUCUAUAGUGGCCAAUGUGUGUUUGUUAACAACGGGAACCCUUACAACGACGGCCCUUUACGUGUUGGCGAGUUAACUCUAUCAAAGACUAUCGUCAACAGUCCACUUCAUAGUAAAGUAUUCUUUCCUCUUAAACCUGAUACGUACGCGGCUGUUUAUUUUAUCGGGGGACUGGGCGGCUUAGUUCCCACAGAGGCGUACGAGAUUGUCUUGUCUAAAGUAGCCUCCCAUGGAUUUUUUGUGUUUGGUGUGGAUGCGCUGUUCCCUGUGUUGUCACGCUCCCCCUCGACAUCGCCUGGAAAACAGUCUGUCGGUGACACGGUGGAAAAAUAUUACAGUCAACUAAUUUGGCUGAAGUCGUAUAUGCGGAAUCAGACGACAUCGACGAUAGCGUGGGAUAAGUUAGCUCUGGUUUGUCACUCGGCCGGAUGUGACGACACACUCCAACUUAUCCUAGGGAACCGAACCAUGUACACGGCGACAGCUUUUCUUGAGCCAUAUAGCAAAAAUGCUAAGACGAAGAUGAAUUUUCAAAUGCCCGCAUUUAUGUAUGGGACCCAGCUUUCAGAAGAGGGACUCCAUUGCGCAAUAAAGGGAUUGGAUUGGGACCAAUUCUACGAGGUCUGGCUGUGCCCGAAAAUUAAAAUGGAAGCAAUUGGAUUUGGACACUGUGAUUUUCUCGAUCCGGAACCAUGGGAAGUGUGCCACGUGACCCAUUACUGCAAGACGACCAAUAACACGCGCCUCCCCCAGUAUCGACAGUUUGUCCAGGGCGCAGUGUCCAGUUUUCUGAUGACGACUUUGCAGGGGCGAGCUGGCGCGCUGGCCUACAUAUCAGACAUUCGGAAUGUUCCUCUACCAGUGAUGGACUUUAAGACUGAUUUAAAUUGUUCACUCAUUGGUAAGAAGUAACUUAAUUAAAGAGAUUCUUCCUAUGACGAAGCCGAUGGUGUUUGACUGCUCCUGUCGGGCAUGAGGUCCAAAUAGAGCCCCGUUCUGCAAAAACAAUUGAUGCAAAUGACAACAUGAACCAAAUUAUUACUUAAUGAUAUUAAUAAGUAUCGUAAUGUUGGAUGAAACGUGGCAAACCCAAGACGAAUGUUCACGUUGACGAGGUCCAUUCAAUAAAUUCUGUCACAUAUAUGAUGCAUAUAGUUUGAUCUUUCUAUUACAAUACUUCGAAGUAGUAUAAACACACUUUCGCAAUCGCGCUGUCCAGGACGUGAACGCUGCGCGGUAGACUUUCCUUGGUAUACUGGCGAGGCACGGGAACAAAUGCGCUACCAAGAGCAUUUCUUGAGGCAUACCGUUUCCAAGAGAGCAUUUUCUUUAGUAAAGGAAACAGGAAGAAGUCACCGAGACUUAGUUCUGGUGAAUAAGGAGGUUGGUCAAUCUGUUCUACAUUCUCUUGCUUAAAAAACCAUCUGUACAUUAUUGGGUUUUAGCUGGAUGCUAUUCAACCCUUUACUUGGAUGCUUUUUUAUGCAGAAUCUUGUGACAGUCUUAGGUACUUUGUCUCUGUAAUACUUGAGAGUUUUAUACCGAUGGGUCAAACGACCCAAGGUAAUAAAGAACUUGAAUAUAACUACACUUAUGAUACUUAUUAAUAUGUAUUGGGAGUUUUAGUUUGUUCUUCCGUCAACGGUUCGUGAAACACAGGCUCUCUAGAACUGAAAACUAAUUCUUGGCGCUUGUUAUGCGUCUUGCAAUCGAUGACCUUUCUUGAUACCCCUACAACCUUUGCUUGUUUCUAAUACGCCUCCGGGGUUCAAAGUGAUAGACCCAAGUCCCAUCCCCUGUAAGUAACUUAGAUAGCUUUCUUGAGUGGUAAUUGCCGAAUGUUUUCAAUAAAUCUU